Molecule: messenger RNA, 1176 nt
Organism: Cladophialophora yegresii CBS 114405
Lineage: Eukaryota; Fungi; Ascomycota; Eurotiomycetes; Chaetothyriales; Herpotrichiellaceae
Exons: 3
Coding region: 1-1176 (391 amino acids)
Molecular function (GO): oxidoreductase activity, acting on paired donors, with incorporation or reduction of molecular oxygen; iron ion binding; monooxygenase activity
Source: RefSeq, a predicted model, not a curated record
AUGAACUUGAACCCCAGAGUCAACAACAUUUUCUCCGAGUGGGACGAGCGACGACAUGAAGAGCUUAUCAGUUGGCUUCACUUCGGGCAGUAUUCAGGCAAGGAGGUCGAGACACUGGAGUCCGGUAUCGACGAGAACCUGCAGAGGCUGCUGGCCUUGAUCAAGCAAGAGUACAACGGCAAGCCGCUUGACAUGGCCCUCUUGGCAUUCUAUUUCACUCUGGAUGUGCAGAGCCAGAUUGCAUUUGGCGAGGCUUUCGGCUUUGUCCACGCCAACGAGGAUCUCUACGACUUCAAUAAGCUGGCUAACGAUAAGUUCAGCAUCAUCGAGUUGAUCGUCAACCACGACUUCCCCCGAAGUUUGAUCCAGAGCCAACUGAUGCAAAAGCUCAUGGCACCCAAGGGGACAGAUAAGUUCGGCCAGGGCCGUAUCAUUGGGAUCGCGCAAAAGGCCGUUGCCGAACGAUAUCGGCCUGACGCCAAGGUCAAACGAGAUAUGCUUGACCACUUCAUUGCCAAAAGACUCAGUCAGACGCAAAGCGAGGCGGAGUUGCAACUUCAGCUCAUUGCUGGAUCCGACUCGACAGCCUCAGCGCUGCGGAUAACCAUGAUGUUGUUGGUCGGCAAUCCCGUGGCGUACGGUAGGCUCGUUGCAGAUGUGGACAAGGCGAUCGCGGAUGGCAAAAUCUCUUACCCGACCCUCAGGUACAGUGAGGCUCUGGAAAUUGAAUUUUUGACCGCCUGCAUCUGGGAGGGUGUCAGGCUGUAUCCACCUCUGUUUGUGCUGCAAACCAAACUCGCACCACCGGAGGGAGAGACUGUCAAUGGAGUCUUCUACCCUCCUGGGACACAAGUCGCGUUCUGCUGCGAUGGGCUCGGUCGGCGCAAGGACAUCUUCGGAGAAGACGCGGACCAAUACCGGCCUGACCGAUGGUUACAUCCCGAUCUUAGAGUUCUAGUGGAGUACUUGAGGACGACGGACUUGAUGUUCGGUAGUGGAAGAUUUGGGUGCUUGGGGAAGAACAUCACGAUGAUGGAGGUACACAAAGCAUUUGUUGAGCUGCUGCGAAACCUCGACUGGGCUCUUGCCGACCCAAUCAAGGGUGCCAUCUCCAUCGCUCAUGGCAUCUGGGUUCAGGAGAAGAUGAUGCUCGUAGCCUGGCCAAAACGAAUUUGA